Molecule: messenger RNA, 3003 nt
Organism: Drosophila takahashii
Lineage: Eukaryota; Metazoa; Arthropoda; Insecta; Diptera; Drosophilidae
Product: SCY1-like protein 2
Biological process (GO): protein phosphorylation
Molecular function (GO): ATP binding; protein kinase activity
Source: RefSeq, a predicted model, not a curated record
AUCAAAUAUUAUAUCGAAGUACCGAAACACCUGAUAAGUAUUGAUUGUGAAAACAAAAGGAUUUGCAGUUGCAAAUUCGAGCAGGAUGGACAUGAUAAACAAGUUCUACUCAUCUGCCGUGCAGACGGUGUCCACAUUAUCCGGCGUCUUGCCCGGGAACAAUGUGACGCGGGAGUACGAGGUGCUGGACCAGGUGUGCACCGCCGGAGUGGGCCUGAUGUGGAAGGUGUACAAUGGCCACAAGAAGAGCACCAAACAGGAGGUGUCCGUAUUCGUCUUUGAGAAGAAGUCCCUGGAGCGCUGGUCGAAAGAUGACAGGGAGACCAUGCUGGAAACACUGCGUCGAGGGGUUCAGCAGCUGACCAAGAUUCGUCAUCCGCAUGUGCUGACCGUACAGCAUCCGCUGGAGGAGAGCCGGGACUCGCUGGCCUUUGCCACGGAGCCAGUCUUCGCCUCGCUGGCCAACGUUGUGGGCGACAAUGUGCGCUCCGACAAGAAGCUGUACGAUGUGGAGAUCCGACACGGUCUGCUGCAGCUCUUCGACGGCCUGCAGUUCCUUCACCAGGACGCCAAGAUUGUCCAUCGCAACAUCAGCGCCGAGACGAUCGUCAUCAACAAGAACCGCAGUUGGAAGCUCUUUGGCUUUGACUUUUGCAUCGCCAACCAACCGGCCACCGAUGGCACACCGCACUGGCCCUUCCGGGAGUACACCACUUCCCUGCACGUCCUGGCUCAGCCCAGUCUGGAGUAUACGGCUCCCGAGUUGGCCCUGAACAGUGUCAACACCCCCGACAGUGAUCUCUUUUCGUUGGGUGUCCUCGUCUUCACCAUCUAUGCCGGAAAGCCGCUGAAGAUGUUUGGCAGCGAUUACAGCAGCUUUCGACGCUAUGCUAAUGAUCUGAACCAGCGGAAAUAUCCACCCAUGAACGCAGUGCCCAGCGAGCUAACAGAGAGUCUCAAAGCUCUACUGCAUCCCAGUGCUAGUUUGCGACCCAAGCUGCACGAACUAAAGCAGAUCGCUUACUUUCAGGACGUUGGGGUCAAGACACUAAGCUAUUUGGACUCUCUGUAUCAGUGGGACAACCUGCAGAAGUCCAAGUUCUACAAGGGCCUGCCGCAAAUCAUUCCGACGCUUCCACAUCGCGUCAAUUUGCACUCGAUCCUACCCUAUCUGGUCAAGGAGUUUGUCAACUCGCCGAUGAUACCGUUUGUGCUACCGAAUGUCCUGCUCAUCGCGGAGAUGAGCAGCCAGCGAGAGUACUGCGAUCACAUCCUUCCGCACCUGAAACCGAUCUUCAAGCUAACGGAUCCCAUUCAAAUUCUGCUGAUCUUUAUGCAAAAGAUGGAUCUGCUGCUGAAGCUCACGCCGGCGGAAGAGGUGAAGCAGAGUGUGCUGCCACUGUUGUAUCGAUCCCUGGAAUGCGACAUGCCCCAGAUCCAAGAUCUCUGCCUGGCUGUCCUGCCCACAUUCUCCACUCUGAUCGACUACAACGCAAUGAAGAACUCGGUGCUGCCGCGCAUCAAGAAAUUGUGCCUGCAGAGCAGCAAUGUGUCGGUGAAGGUUAACUGCUUGAUUUCCAUUGGCAAGCUCCUGGAAAAUCUGGACAAGUGGCUGGUGCUGGAUGAGAUUCUACCCUUCUUGCAGCAGAUUCAAAGCCGCGAGCCAGCUAUUAUAAUGGGAAUAAUUGGCAUCUAUAAAAUCGCAAUGACCAACACCAAACUGGGUAUAACAAAGGACGUGAUGGCUCAUAAAUGCAUUCCAUACCUGGUACCCUUAAGUGUGGAGAACGGCCUAACCAUAGCGCAAUUUAAUACGAUUAUAGCCCUGAUCAAGGAGAUGAUGGCCCGUGUGGAGCAAGAGCAGCGGGAGAAACUGCAGCAACUGUCCACUAUACAGAGAGACAACAAACCAAAAGAUGCUUCCGAAAUAUUAGCCAAUGAGCUGGAUAGCUCUACCAUCUCCGCCAAUGGUGCCGGUAAUGGUAACAAGAUCAACGAUGACAUGUUCUCUGGGUUCUCUGUGGGCCAGCCAAAUGCCUCCUCAGCCGCUCCACUGGCACCGGUCAAGGCCAGGGAACAACUCAAAAUAUCGCACAAUACAAUAGCAGCGCCGCCGGGAGCCAGGCCAGAUAUUCUGUCUUCGAUGAUGCAGAGCAACCUCACUGGUCUGGGGACAACAGCAGUGACAGCAGCAGCACCUCCUGCACCAGCACCCAUACAACAAAUGCAGACCAAUAAUGGUUGGCACAGUGCGAAUCCUUUGGUGAUGAACCAUCAACUGGCCUCGCCGCAAGCGAGCAACAACAAUUCCUUCUCGCUGGACGACCUGGAUCCCUUCGCUGGUGGAAGACCCUCAGUUGGAGCGCCUAAGCCCAACAACACGAACGGUGCCAAUAUGUAUACGCUGCAGCAGCCCACAGUUAACUACAUUUAUCCAACCGGGUAUAGUCUGAAUAACAUCCAGCAGCAGCAGCAGCAACAGCAGCUUCUGGCAAAGCCCAACCAAGCGCAAACGCUACAGCCGCAGACACAGCCGCUGCUGCCGACGGAUAACCAGAACCUCAACGCACUUUCCCAGCAGGACAUACUUAACUUCUUGAACUAGAUACAGUCGUAGCCAAUAACAAUUGAUAGAACUCCAUAUUCCAUAUAUUUAAUAUACAAGGCAACUAUAGUUACCAGGUAGCAUCGAUUUGUGCAACCUAAUAUUCACUUAUACAACUAUUUAUACAUAUAAAUUUAUCUGUGCAGUGUGUGAAUGUCCCGUCUAAAUGUGUGCGUGUUUGUUAGUAAUGUUUUAAAUUAUAUUAUGUAGAUUUUAACACAAGUCUUUUGGACUCUUGCUCGUUGCCACAUUCCGCAAUCGAUAUAUCAAAUGUGAAACGAAACGAAUGCAUAUAGUUAAAUAGAAUAUGUAUUAUUAUAUUAGCUAGACAAAAAGCCAACCAACUAUGUUCUGUGCAAUUGCUCCUUAUCUAUAUUUUACAAAAUAUAUCAAAUUAA